AUGUUCAUCCAAACCGAGCCAACACCAAACGCCGAUGCCCUAAAGUUCAACCCCAACCAGCGCGUCCUCCCCGAAACAAUCUCCUCCCCCUUCCUCGAAUACCUAAACCCACGCUCCACACUCGCGCCACCACACCCCUCCCCGCUCGCCGCGCAACUCCUCAACAUCGACGGCGUGACCAGCGUCUUCUUCGGCGCCGACUACAUCACCGUAACCAAGGACACAUCCACACCCUGGUCGCACGUGAAGCCUGAAGUUUUCGCCCUCAUCAACGAAUACAUGACGUCCGGCCAACCCAUCGUCAACACCGUCGCCUCCAAGCCCGGCGAGCAAGGCCAAGGCGGCCAAGAAGCCGACUCAUUGGCCUACGACGAAAACGACGACGAAGUCAUCGGCAUGAUCAAAGAGUUGCUAGAUACCCGCGUCCGCCCCGCGAUCCAGGAAGACGGCGGCGACAUUGAGUUCCGCGGCUUCAACGACGGACAAGUUAUGUUGAAGCUGAGGGGCGCAUGCAGGACCUGCGAUUCGAGUACCGUGACGCUCAAGAACGGGAUCGAGAGCAUGUUGAUGCAUUAUAUUGAGGAGGUCAAGGGCGUGCAGCAGGUGCUGGACCAGGAGGAGGAGAUUGCGUUGCAGGAGUUUGCCAAAUUCGAGGAGAAGCUUAGGCAGCAGAAGGGGCCGGAUGCGACGAAGGGGACUGUGGGGAAGGGAAGUCUGGAUUAUGUGGAGUAG
Messenger RNA from Alternaria ventricosa, 732 nucleotides. RefSeq lists its product as uncharacterized. The coding region runs from base 1 to 732 and encodes 243 amino acids. The record is from RefSeq and is a predicted model, not a curated record. Gene Ontology annotation, cellular component: mitochondrion. The transcript has 2 exons. Lineage: Eukaryota; Fungi; Ascomycota; Dothideomycetes; Pleosporales; Pleosporaceae. Gene Ontology annotation, biological process: iron-sulfur cluster assembly. Gene Ontology annotation, molecular function: iron ion binding; iron-sulfur cluster binding.